CAGGGUUAGGGUGCAGUGGGGAGGCCUUGGACCAAUCACCAGCCCUGCUUCCUCCCCAGCCCGGGGUACCUGGGACUCCAGAGUCCCCUGCCCCUCCCUGCUCACAGAUUUGGGGGGUACUUUGGUCAGCAGUAUUGUGGGGAGUUACUUCAGACCACCCCGGCCAUGCAUCCCGGGGUCCCCGAAGGCCCCGGGGUCUCUGAGCCCAGCCCCCGGGAGCUGUGUGCCUUCGUGAGCGGGGCGGCUGCCCACAUGCUGCGGGCCCUGCAGCCCCGGCGCACCCGACCCCCCAAGAGGCGGCCCAACCACAGAAGGUUUCUGCACAACCAGAUCUGCAGGCAGUUCACCAAGAUUGAGGCCGCCACCCAGCGCCUGGCCCUCUCCAUCCUGUCCCAGGAGGCACCUCCCCAGAGACCCUCGCUCCAAAAGCCACCCCCGCCGCCUCCAUCCCCCUUCCUGGGAGUGGCCUGUGCUGUGGCCCCCACUGAGGCUCCCCAUGCCAGCGCCAGCCUGAGUCUCACUGCCCUGGACACCUCUACCCUCGACCUCUUUGACAACAUUGUGCUCACCCCAGAGUGUGCCUCAGUGCCACAGGACCCCUCCUCUGGUCCCACUCCCCUGCCAGUGCCGGGUCUGUCCUAUCUCGACCUGGGCCAGCCGGACCUGAAGCAGGUCCCACAUUUCUGUGGCCCCCUGCCCCUUCCCCAGCAUGCCCUGGGGGAAGAGGCUGGUCUCGCGGCUCCCGACUGGGGUUGGGUGGACUGUGGGCGGAACGCGGACGGUGCAGGGGGUGGGCCACGUGUCCAGCCCCAACGAAACGGUAACCCGCCCCGAGAAGCCCGCAAGAGGCCUCAGCGGCGGCCGUCCGAGCGCCGAGAGGUGAGGGUGCCCCCGGCCUCACCUGCGGAGGGGCCGUUCCGGGCUCGAACCCGGCACCUUCCGGUUCCCCUCUCCGGGAUCUCCUAUGAGUCUUCAGGUCAUGCCCCUCGCUCGACCAGAAACGGGGGGCCUUUCUCACCGACUUUCCCCACCGUCCCAGCUGUCCCUUCCUGUCUCUCCCCUGUCCCACUGGGCCCCAGCCCCGACCUCCUCCUCCCUGGCCUUUGCCUCCAGUUCAACCGCACAGCGGGGCCAUGA
This is a messenger RNA of Mandrillus leucophaeus (drill), 1137 nucleotides long. RefSeq names its product WAS/WASL-interacting protein family member 3-like. The record is from RefSeq and is a predicted model, not a curated record. The coding region runs from base 166 to 1137 and encodes 323 amino acids. Lineage: Eukaryota; Metazoa; Chordata; Mammalia; Primates; Cercopithecidae. The transcript is spliced from 4 exons.